AAAACUUCAUUGCACACGUAACUACAUCCACCUGAACCUGUUUUUCUCUUUCAUUUUGCGUGCAAUAUCUGUUUUACUGAAGGAUGACAUUCUGUAUUCAGAACAUCAAAGUUCUGGUCAGUGUAAUGAAGCAGCACUGAUUGCCUGUAAAACGAUUUUGGUCUUCUUCCAGUAUUUCAUCACUGCAAACUUCUAUUGGCUGUUGGUGGAAGGUUUGUACCUGCACACCCUCCUUGUGGUCUUUUUCUCUGAAAAUAAAUACUUUGUCCUCUACAUGCUGAUUGGCUGGGGAAUCCCAACAAUCGUUGCAAUUGUCUGGACUAUUACGAGAAUUUAUUUAGAAGAUACUGG
This is a messenger RNA of Rhincodon typus (whale shark), 351 nucleotides long. Its product is annotated as vasoactive intestinal polypeptide receptor 2-like. Gene Ontology annotation, biological process: adenylate cyclase-modulating G protein-coupled receptor signaling pathway; cell surface receptor signaling pathway. Gene Ontology annotation, molecular function: G protein-coupled peptide receptor activity; vasoactive intestinal polypeptide receptor activity; peptide hormone binding. The transcript is spliced from 3 exons. Lineage: Eukaryota; Metazoa; Chordata; Chondrichthyes; Orectolobiformes; Rhincodontidae. The annotation marks the transcript as partial. The record is from RefSeq and is a predicted model, not a curated record. Gene Ontology annotation, cellular component: plasma membrane.